UCGUGGCCCUUGUGUGGGAGAGGAUCCGCAAGUUGAUGACUCUCUUAUGGACUUUGAAAGAUAUCUUAGUCAGAAAAAAAGGGGUGGGAAUAUUAAAUUGGAGUUGGACCAUUACCUUGAGGAUGAUUUAAUGCCAAGAACUAUGGAUUUUGAUAUUUUGGCAUGGUGGAAAUCUAAUGGGCCAAAGUAUCCUACUUUGCAACGUAUUGCAAGGGAUAUCCUUGCCAUUCCAGUGUCAACUGUUGCCUCAGAGUCAUCAUUUAGCACAAGUGGUCGAUUGUUAAGUCCACAUCGCAGUAAACUUCAUCAAAAGACUGUGGAGGCAUUAAUGUGUGCUCAAAAUUGGUUAUGGGCUGAAAUUAAUGGUUCUUCAUCUACCAUAGAUGGAAUUGAAGAUAAAUUCCAAAAUAUCCUGGAUGAUUAUGAUGAUGAAGAAGAAAGUGGUGUCACAAUGAUGGAAGAAAGUGGAGAUUCUUUUUGAAGAACUAGGCAAUUUUUAUUUUGUUAUGUAUUAGGAGUUUGGA
Quercus robur (English oak) is the source of this 524-nucleotide messenger RNA. Its product is annotated as zinc finger BED domain-containing protein DAYSLEEPER-like. The record is from RefSeq and is a predicted model, not a curated record. Gene Ontology annotation, molecular function: protein dimerization activity. The coding region runs from base 47 to 481 and encodes 144 amino acids. The transcript is spliced from 2 exons. NCBI's taxonomy places the organism in Eukaryota, Viridiplantae, Streptophyta, Magnoliopsida, Fagales, Fagaceae.